AUGGGAUCGAAUAUUGAAGAUAGUUUUCAACAGGAUUCAAUUUCUUCUACAAAAUCUCAAAUUUUAAAUGAAGAUGUAUCUUCUAAUAAAAUUUUUUAUGAGGAUACAGAUACAUCUAAAAUUAUUUAUAUUGAAAAUACAAAGGAAUUUCGUAGAUGGAGUAUUUUAUAUCCCUUAUAUUUUGAUUCAAGACGUUCUAUUAAAGCUGGACGAAAAGUUCCUAUUAGUAAAGCGGUGACAAAUCCCUUAGCAAAUAUAAUGGCAAAUGGUGCAAAAGUUCUUGGUUUUUCUUGUAUUUUUGAGCCUAAUAAAACACAUCCUAAAGAUUGGGCUAAUCCUGGCCGUAUACGUAUUUUAUUUAAAGAAAAUGGUAUUCCUUCUCAUGUAUCAUUGAAGACAAAAAAGGCAUUGUACUUAGCGUUAUCAAGUUAUCUUCAAGCUAAUCCAACAACAAAAAUGUCUCCUAUGAAAGUACCUGUUUCUGGAUUUAAUAAGCCACCUUCUUUGCCAGAUAUUCCUAAAGGAAUUUUAAUGGGAGAUAUAUUACCGUUAAAUUCUCCGGCAUUAGUUAGUGAUGAAUUUUUAGAAAAUUUCUCCAAAGAUAUGACUAAAGAACAAAAGUGUAAUAUUAACCGAUCAAAGCAGAAGAAGGAGAAAAAGAAAAAAAAUUAGAAAUUAAUAUUUUUUUGUCUUAAAAUU
Molecule: messenger RNA, 699 nt
Organism: Pneumocystis murina B123
Lineage: Eukaryota; Fungi; Ascomycota; Pneumocystomycetes; Pneumocystales; Pneumocystaceae
Exons: 3
Coding region: 1-672 (223 amino acids)
Biological process (GO): SRP-dependent cotranslational protein targeting to membrane, signal sequence recognition; SRP-dependent cotranslational protein targeting to membrane
Cellular component (GO): signal recognition particle, endoplasmic reticulum targeting
Molecular function (GO): 7S RNA binding
Source: RefSeq, a predicted model, not a curated record